Molecule: messenger RNA, 1180 nt
Organism: Pomacea canaliculata
Lineage: Eukaryota; Metazoa; Mollusca; Gastropoda; Architaenioglossa; Ampullariidae
Product: S-crystallin 4-like
Exons: 5
Coding region: 117-734 (205 amino acids)
Biological process (GO): glutathione metabolic process
Molecular function (GO): glutathione transferase activity
Source: RefSeq, a predicted model, not a curated record
GCGAGGUCACGUGGUUUCUCGCGGCACAGCUGCUACCCGGGUGAGUUUGAGCCAGCGACGGCUGUAAAAACCUGUACGUGGAAGGUUCGACCUCCUCAGUUUCCAGCACUUUAGCCAUGGAUGCCAUCAAGCUUGUCUACUUCCACCUCCGGGGUCGCGCUGAGAUGAUCCGUUUGAUGCUGGAGGCAGCCGGCCAGGAGUACGAGGAGGAGCGCGUGCAGUUCGGAGACUGGCUUCAGCGGAAACCCGAUGCCCCCUUCGGCAGCUUGCCGUACAUUGAGUAUCAAGGCAAACGCUACGGACAGAGCAUUGCCAUCGCCACCUUCAUCGCCAAGCAGCUGGGGUUUUACGGCAAGACCAACCUGGAUGCCCUGCGCAUAGACGAGAUCUCGUGGUUGUGGGAGGAUCAGCUCACCUCAAACCUCACCGGUUCUCGCUGGGCCAAGGACGAAAAAGUUAAGGCGGAGCACCGGAGAAAGACGCUGGAGGAAGACUUGCCCAAGUUCUUUGGCUUCUACGAGAGGUUGCUGGGAGAAAAUAAUGGCAAUGGCCACUUUGUGGGCGACUCGUUUUCGCUGGCGGACUUUUAUGUUUUUGACAUGACGGACAACAUCCUGGCACUCAAGGAAGACGCCCUCAAAGAGUAUCCGCUCCUGCAGAAGCUACGCGAUAACGUGACCUCUGACCCUAAGGUCAAAGCCUACUUAGCUCGCAGGCCGCCGACCGGUUGGUAACUCGUCACUGUAAUUUUGCUGAAUUGAAAAAACAGUUAGCUCCUGAUAAAAAUGAGCCACUUAAUAAACAAACAGAUAAUCAGAUAACAGCAAAUAUAGAUUUGUUAUUAUCUUAAAUAUCUGUUAUUUUUAUAGUAAUUAUUUUUAGUAUAACCUCUAGUGCUUGACGAUGCGCUUCCUACAUUAUCUGACAACAUUGCCCUUGUCGAACUGCUCCAAUUAUUGCUGAUUACUGUAUUGUGGUGUUUCUCACAACAGCAAUCGAAUGUUGUUGUUGCUAGUAGAAACCAACCAAAAUGCAAACAUUUCUUCACUAAGUCAUGUGACAGAGAAUCUGGAUAAAGAUGUAUUCAAAUAAUGUGGCUCGACAGUCGUAAGACAGCCCACCCCACUUCCUAAAGCCAUCUGCGUAAUGAAUGCAUGGUCAAUAAAGAAAUUAAUUUUUA